Molecule: messenger RNA, 792 nt
Organism: Mesorhabditis belari
Lineage: Eukaryota; Metazoa; Nematoda; Chromadorea; Rhabditida; Rhabditidae
Source: the annotation of a GenBank genome assembly
AUGUCACAAUCAGGGAUGCUUUGUGAGGGCUGGAUUUCGCAAGACCUUUUUCGACGACUCCAAAAUGAACAUCGAUUUAAACAGCAGCAUCCAAGGGCCAGUGAAGGAAGUCUAAAGGGGACAAUGGAUUUUCGUUUUGCAACGGGAAGCAAUGGCACAUCAAGCCGUGAAGACGACUUCUCUCUCAGUUCUAGCAGCAGCGAAAGAUCAAGCAAUGACUACAAAAUCUCGCUUUGCGCAGAAUUCAUGGCAACCAGGAAAUGCCGUUUUGGCGGUGCUUGCAGGUAUGCUCAUGCUUACGAUGAACUUCGGCUUGCAAAGCCACGUGGAAAGUGCAAUCCCAAGUACAAGACUCGCUACUGUGACAAGUUCUCAAACACGGGGUUUUGCAAGUAUGGAGACAGAUGCCAGUACAUACACCAUCUGCUAAAUGAUACGAUCCGGGAGGAUCGAAAAAGGCGCGGCGUAGCAAUGAAUAUUAAUGAGCGUCCUUUGGAGUCAAAUGGAACUCUUGCGCGACAGAUGCGAUAUGACGGUGGGCUGAAUGCUACGGUAGAUGCGCGCAUGAAUGUGACGGUGGAUGAGCGCAUGAAUGUGACGGUGGAUGGAUUCGCUGGACGGAUUGAAAAACAUACCAAUGUGCACGAAAAAUGGACGCCAUUUUCAAAGCAGUUCUGGGGGUUCAAAAUAGAAGAGCAGUUGAACACAAGUCUGCCCGUGUUGCGCCCAUCCUUUGAUCCAGUCAGCAUCGAAGCUUCUCUCAACGGCCUUCUCUCUGACGAGUCUCAGCGU